AUGGCAACCGUUGAGCAACAACAGCAAACAGUCACACCCAUUCCCGAUGAUCCAACAACGUCAACAUCGUCGUCAUCGUCAACAUCACCAUCGUCGUCCGCCCCAUCGUCGAUGGUGUCGGAUGCAAACAAAACAGCUUGGGCGAAAGAAAAUUGGACAAAUUUAAAACGACUUGGUGGUGGUGGUGGUGGUCGUGGUAAUAGAGGUGGUGGUGGUCGAGGUAGUGGGUCUCAUUGGCAUCAACAGAGUAAGUGA
This is a messenger RNA of Didymodactylos carnosus, 255 nucleotides long. NCBI's taxonomy places the organism in Eukaryota, Metazoa, Rotifera, Eurotatoria, Philodinida, Philodinidae. The record is from the annotation of a GenBank genome assembly.